Messenger RNA from Microthlaspi erraticum, 309 nucleotides. NCBI's taxonomy places the organism in Eukaryota, Viridiplantae, Streptophyta, Magnoliopsida, Brassicales, Brassicaceae. The record is from the annotation of a GenBank genome assembly.
AUGGAGAAGGAAGCAUACCUCAAGAUCAAGGAGAAGCUAAUGCAAUGUGGUGUACAAUGUAUGGAGAACAAGAUGCACCGAACUCGGUGGCAGGCAAUGAAUCAACAUCAAAUACCGGAUCUUAACCAAACCACGGAGGAAGGUACCGGAGAGAAUGAAUGGCUACAAGAUGAUGAAGGUCUUAACCUAGCAAGAAGGUGGGAUGAGAUAAUCGCCACAGAAUUGGAGAAUCUCAGAACAGAGGGUAAUGGCCAAGAGCAAACUGUGUCACGCCAAAGGGGAAGGCCUCCCAGAAGACCGCGAGGAUGA